Medioppia subpectinata is the source of this 788-nucleotide messenger RNA. The record is from the annotation of a GenBank genome assembly. Lineage: Eukaryota; Metazoa; Arthropoda; Arachnida; Sarcoptiformes; Oppiidae.
UAUCCAAUAUUCCCUAUUAUAAGCAAUUAGGAUAUUCCGCAUCCAUUGAAGGCAUCAGAAAAAUACUGGAAAAUAGAAUGGGUUUGUAUGGACGGGCCGUACGAAUAGAGAUUGUUGUCUAUAUGGAGAAAGAGGGCAAAUCCCGUGAGGGCUGUCCGAUAGCCAAGUCUGUGCUGAGACGGGCCAACGAUCAGGAGCUGGUGUUGGCUCUCGUCCGGUACCGAAAAGGCCACAAAUGUUCGCAAACUUAUAUAAUCGUCUCGAUUGUGGUCUGGGAUGCGAUCGAUCGGUGUUUUGCCGACAAAUUAUACGAUAUAAUUGUCUAUAAAGUCAAUGAAUACGGAAUAUCUACGCAAAGACGUUGCGCUCAAAACGACUCGAAGACGUGCGGCUGUCAGGGCGUGAAUGAGCGGACACGUGGGGCCUGUUAUUCAUUUGGGUGCAGUUGGUCUAUGUUUAGGGACGGCUGCAAAUUCAGGGACAGUCAGAGGCAUAACGUCCGCAAAUUUCGGCUUAAAAAACGGAAUCAGGAAUACGAACUCGAAUACCAUUUGGACAAAUUGGCCACUGGUUUGGCGCCACUGUAUGAGGCCAUAGCGCCAGACGCCUACUAUAAUCAGAUCACGUUUGAAAGCGAUGGCUCCGACUGUCGUAUCGGUGAUGGCAUUGGGCGGCCAUUCAGUGGCGUAACCGCGUGUCUGGACUUCUGCGCCCACUCUCACAAAGACUUGCAUAAUAUGAAUAACGGCUGUACUGUUGUCGUCACUCUCGGCAAAUACCGGGGCGGA